GGAUCGGUUGGUUGUCCCCAUUGACCAAAAAGCAGGGAACAAUCGCUAUUGCUUGCCUUCAAGUGAGCCUCGUCAGAUACACACGACGAUCAAAAAUGUUCUCCCGCACUGCCCUCGCCAGGGCCUUCGCCAUCCCGACAAUGGAGCAACCAUGCGCCGCCGCCGCACGCUUCUCCGUCGCCCGGGCCUGUCUUCACAGCAGCGCCGCAUCACCAGCACCAGCACCAGCACCAACAACACAAACACAAACACAAACAACACACCCCGAAUCCCCCCUCUCCGCGACCCCACGAGCCCAAACCUCCACGCCCGCGCCCACCCCUUCCUCCUCCACAAUCGACUUCAAAAAACCCGUGGCCCCAACCUUCACCGCGCCGCUGCAACUCACGCCGACGCUCCUCGCCCAGCUCCCGCAACUCACCACCCAGCAGCCGCACUACAUCAUCUCGCACCUGCACGACCGGCCCUACCUGCUGACGCAGGGCGACUCGAUCCGCCUGCCCUUCCUGAUGCCCAAGGUGAAGCCGGGCGACAUCCUGCGCUUCAACCGGGCGUCCGUGCUGGGGUCGCGCGAUUUCUCGCUGAAGGGCGCCCCCUACGUCGAUGAGCGGCUGUACGAGUGCCGCGUGCGCGUCGUGGGCGUCGACUCCGAGCCCCUCCGCGUCAAGGAGAAGACGAAGCGCCGCCGGCGGCACGUGCAGAUGAUCCGGAGCAAGCACAAGUACACCCUGCUGCGGGUUAUGGAUGUCAAGAUUAAGACCGCGGAGGAGCUGUUGCGCGAGGGGGCGGUCGUUGCUUAGGAGGAGUUCCUACAUCGUGAUGAGGGACUCGAAAAUUGUUACUUGCGGGUUCGGGAUUUUUUGGGUUGGAUGCAGUGACUGUUCACAUGGGGCUGUUGUUGGAUGGGAAAGGGAGACUGCCAGAGUGAGAAAGGCGAAGACUGGGCAAGAGGUGGAUGGUUAAGAUGGUUGGAACCUGCAAUUGCGAAGGAUUAUGUACAGAUAGAAAGUGGGUGUCUGUUUCCAUGCACCAAAUGGUGCACUUGUAUUGUAUCUCAUAAUUGGGUUUUUCGAAUGUUCAACGUGC
Molecule: messenger RNA, 1086 nt
Organism: Aspergillus brunneoviolaceus CBS 621.78
Lineage: Eukaryota; Fungi; Ascomycota; Eurotiomycetes; Eurotiales; Aspergillaceae
Product: mitochondrial 54S ribosomal protein bL21m
Exons: 1
Coding region: 96-800 (234 amino acids)
Cellular component (GO): ribosome; mitochondrial large ribosomal subunit
Molecular function (GO): structural constituent of ribosome
Source: RefSeq, a predicted model, not a curated record